Messenger RNA from Thalassophryne amazonica, 2788 nucleotides. RefSeq names its product RAR-related orphan receptor B (gene rorb). The transcript has 10 exons. Gene Ontology annotation, molecular function: RNA polymerase II cis-regulatory region sequence-specific DNA binding; nuclear receptor activity; zinc ion binding. Gene Ontology annotation, cellular component: nucleus. The record is from RefSeq and is a predicted model, not a curated record. Lineage: Eukaryota; Metazoa; Chordata; Actinopteri; Batrachoidiformes; Batrachoididae. The coding region runs from base 315 to 1733 and encodes 472 amino acids. Gene Ontology annotation, biological process: regulation of transcription by RNA polymerase II.
AAAACAGUGAAACGCUCCCGCAGAGGUGAGAGCGCAGAUGUCGUGAGAAAAGCGGCCGCACGACCAGAGCGCACCGCCCGACCUCAGCCCGCCUCGCUGCGCCCCGCUCUGGGAUGCUUUUAACGCACAGACUCCUCUGCUCAGCGCAGCCGCUGGACCUCGCCGCCCACCAUCCGCGCACUUUGUGCUUUUCUCCUUAUUUGUUGUCACGGAGGAUCUUUGCCCCCAGCAGCCCCCGUUUUUAAGUGUUUCCGUUUGUUUCUUCAUGACUGCUGCUUUGGGAAGCGAGAAUCAGCUCCAGCAGCGCCAACACCAUGCGAGCCCAAAUCGAAGUUAUACCAUGCAAAAUCUGCGGAGACAAAUCAUCAGGUAUCCACUACGGAGUUAUUACGUGUGAGGGCUGUAAGGGUUUCUUCAGACGGAGUCAGCAGAACAACGCAUCCUACUCCUGCCCCCGACAGAGGAACUGCCUCAUCGACAGAACAAACCGCAACCGCUGCCAACACUGCCGCCUGCAGAAAUGUCUCGCCCUCGGAAUGUCCCGAGACGCGGUAAAGUUCGGCCGCAUGUCCAAGAAGCAGCGCGACAGCCUGUACGCAGAGGUGCAGAAGCACCAGGCGAGACUGCAAGAGCAGCGGCAGCAGCAGACCGGGGAAGCAGAAGCUUUGGCACGUGUUUACUCAUCCAGCCUCACCAAUGGACUGUCUACCCUUAACCACGAGAUUGGAGGUACCUAUGCGAACGGUCACGUCAUUGACCUGCCCAAGAGUGGUCACAGUAAUGGAGGCGCAGUCCCAGGUGGCUACUAUGGCAUGGAUUCCACCCAGCCGUCUCCAGACCAGUCGGGUUUGGACAUGUCAGGCAUGAAGCACAUUAAACAGGAGCCAGUGUACGACCUGACGCCGGUUCCCAACCUGUUCAGCUACGGAGGCUACCAAGACGGUCAGCUGGGACACAACAGUGUCAGCAUGGGGGAGUUAGACCGGAUUGCUCAGAAUAUCAUCAAAUCCCACCUGGAGACGUGCCAAUACACAACAGAGGAGCUGCAGCAAUUAGCCUGGCAGACACACUCCUACGAAGAGGUCAAGAUGUACCAGAGCAAGCCCCGGGACGUGCUAUGGCAGCAGUGCGCCAUCCAGAUCACUCAUGCAAUCCAGUAUGUGGUGGAGUUUGCCAAGCGCAUCUCAGGGUUCAUGGAACUGUGCCAGAAUGACCAGAUCCUGCUCCUCAAAUCGGGUUGUUUGGAGGUGGUGCUGGUGAGGAUGUGCAGGGCGUUUAACCCUCUCAACAACACCGUGCUGUUUGAAGGCAAAUACGGAGGCAUGCAGAUGUUCAAAGCUCUAGGUUGUGAUGACUUAGUGAGCGCCGUCUUUGACUUUGCCAAGAGUCUGUGUUCACUGCAGCUCACCGAGGAGGAGAUUGCUCUGUUCUCAGCAGCUGUUCUUAUUUCCACAGAUCGACCAUGGUUGAUGGAGCCUCGGAAAGUCCAGAAACUCCAAGAGAAGAUCUACUUUGCUCUGCAGCACAUUAUGCAGAAGAACCACAUGGAUGAAGAUGCACUGGCUAAGCUGAUCAGCCGUAUCCCAACGUUGUCAGCUUUGUGUACCCUCCAUACAGAGGAGCUCCAGACCUUUCAGCAGCUCCACCCAGAAACCGUUAACAUCCUCUUCCCUCCACUCUAUAAAGAACUCUUCAACCCUGACCCCAACUCUGCCAUGGCCAUGCCCAAGUGACUGCCUGUGGUUCCACUGCAAAAACCAACACCAGUGGAGGACCAACACAACGUGAAGACCGCCACGUCUGACGACAGCCAACAUAUUGACUGUGUGGCAACCACAUUUUCCACAACACCCCAAACCUCAUUAAAAACUGGGGGAAUGGAGACAUCUGCCAGAAACUUACAGUUACCGCCAACAACACCAGGAAUGUCCAGCACUUAUCCCAUCUGGUUCACCGAUACAGUCUGAAGAAUGUAUAUAAAUGAAAGGCAUCUCCUGAACUGACUGACCAGAAAUGUACAGACUUUAAUAAUCUAGGAACAAUUUUGAGAUGUUGAUCUUUUAAAAAAUGGGUAAGUUAAUUUGUGUUAACUUUCAAGAUAACUUUUUUCUUCUUUUUUUAACAUGAUGAAAUUGUGAAACUGAAGAAGCAGGAUGGGGAGGAAACUGGAUUUAGAAAAGCUACUGUAGAUAUUCUUGCAGUGCAGAGGGGAUUCCAGUAUUACUUCUGUUCAGCUUAGUUAGCUCUAAUUUAACUAUACAGUAGCCCCGUGCGGCUGAUUUUACCUUGUCUAUGUGCUUUAUUUUAUUUGAUAGUUCCUUGUGUACAGAAUUUGUAAAGCUAAGAUUUGUAAAAGAUUACUGGUUAAAACCGGAAGUCAAUUUGGGUUUGUUGAUGUACAGAAGCCUUGUCUGGAUUUUGUUCUUAUGUAAAAAAGGUACAGCAUCCUUCUGAUGAGAGCUUAUUAAAAUGUAAAGAGAGCAUAUGAAGGAUUUACAAAGAAAAUAAUGGCUACUACUUUUCAACGUGAAGAUAUAUACAUAAAUAUUCUAUUUUGCAAGGAAAAUAAUCUGGCAGAUUUGAUGUCCUAUCAAUCAUUUGUCUAUAGUCCUGCCCUACAAAAAGAUGGACUGUUUUCGAACAGUCAGCCAUAAAGCAACAAAUCAGAAACUAGCAGAAACUCACAAUAAACCUCACCUCUUCCCAACGCCUGCACCCUAUUUUUAUAUGCUGUUUUAGGGCCUUGAUGUGGGAUUUACAGUAGAUAGAAAAAAAUUCAACAAUUUAA